Nicrophorus vespilloides is the source of this 1056-nucleotide messenger RNA. RefSeq names its product E3 ubiquitin-protein ligase siah-1-like. Gene Ontology annotation, molecular function: ubiquitin protein ligase activity; ubiquitin conjugating enzyme binding. Bases 28 to 801 code for a protein of 257 amino acids. Gene Ontology annotation, biological process: proteasome-mediated ubiquitin-dependent protein catabolic process; multicellular organism development. Gene Ontology annotation, cellular component: cytoplasm. The transcript has 5 exons. The record is from RefSeq and is a predicted model, not a curated record. Lineage: Eukaryota; Metazoa; Arthropoda; Insecta; Coleoptera; Silphidae.
UAUCAUCAGACACGUGGAUAAUAAAAGAUGUUGGAUAUGGAACUGAACAAAUUGUUACUUAACCGGGUAGAAUGCCCGGCAUGUUUGGAUUACAUGGUUCUAAAAAUUUACGUAUGCAAGACUGGUCAUAGCGUCUGUCAGAAUUGUUACGGGUCGUUACGUGAAUGUCCCGUCUGUCGGACGGAAUUAACGAGGACAAGGAACUACGACUUGGAAUCAAUCGCGGAGCUUUUGAGUUAUCCUUGCACGAACGAGGGAUGUCCGGAGUUCAUACCUGUUCCGAAAACUAAGAGUCAUAUGCUGAAAUGCAAGUAUCAACUAGUUAAUUGCGUUUUGGGUAAGUGCGUAUGGAAAGGCUUCAAAACAGAUCUGAAGAAUCACGCGUUAGCUGCUCACGAAAAUUUAGCUUGGAUGCAGGAGGAGAGUUUAGAUCGUUGGAGGUUCGAGAUAGACGAAAAGUCUGAGGUUCAGUUGAUCCGAGCUUUUGACGAAAUAUUUUAUAUUCAUAGACAUUAUAUUGGUAACAAUGAACCGUGUAGGUCGAUUAUGUAUUGGGUAGUUCAAUAUAUAGGGAACCCUGAGAUGGCUACGAAGUUUGGAUACACAAUACGUAUAGUUGGUGAGGAUUGCAGCAAUUUUCCAGAGAUAUCAAUGAACCAGAUUUGCGUCGAUGAUACAGUGACAUUUAUGGAUUCAUUAAAUAAUGGAAAAUGCAUAGGCGUUCCAGUGGCAUUGAUGAAGACCUUCAGAAACAAGUACAACAGCGUCUGGUUCAAAGUGAGCAUCAAAGAGCUGAAAUGAUAAGCAGACUCGACGUCUUUUUUAUUUUCUAAUUUUAAAAUUUGAUGUAAUUUCUAUUGAUCGUGUACAUUUUAAACUGUGCCUUUUUAUUUUUAUUCAACCCCUAAUUGACUCGCAAAUAAUCAUACCAAACUGGCUUUGUAUGUAAAUUAUUUGUAAGUUAUAUUUAAUUUGAAUUGUAAGCACCGACAGGUGACUGUAUUUUACUGUAUUAAUUAAUGAUAUAUUACAUAAUAAAAGUAGGUACAUAAAUUG